This is a messenger RNA of Saxophila tyrrhenica, 1776 nucleotides long. RefSeq lists its product as uncharacterized. Bases 1 to 1776 code for a protein of 591 amino acids. The record is from RefSeq and is a predicted model, not a curated record. The transcript has 2 exons. Gene Ontology annotation, molecular function: Hsp90 protein binding. NCBI's taxonomy places the organism in Eukaryota, Fungi, Ascomycota, Dothideomycetes, Mycosphaerellales, Extremaceae.
AUGAACAGCCUGCAGGAUCAAGGCCGAGCGCUGUAUAAGCGCGGAGACUAUGCAAAAGCUAUCGAGUGCUUCGAUCGCGCCAUUGGGAGAGCAGAGUCUGUCCAGCUUGUGGACAACCGCGCAGCUUGCCAUGAGAAACUCAAGGAUCUCCCGGCCGCUCUCAAGGAUGCAAAGAAAGCCAUCGGACUGGGCAGAGAGGACCCAACUGGGUACCUUCGUGCUGGCAAAGUACUCACGAAGAUGGACAAGCCGGCCAUUGCUCUGGACAUCUACUCGCAUGGAUUGAGGUCCGUCAGGCAUGUUGGGCAGGGGUACGAACUCCUCAAAAAGGUGCACAAGGAAACCCUGGACAUCAUCUCGCCACCAAAGAGUGUCGACCCACUCACCAUGCUGCCGCGAGAGCUUGCGGAGACCAUCCUGGAGCAUCUCUCCUUUCGAGAGCGUGUGAACGCAAGUCGAGUAUCAAAGGGAUGGGCCGCAUUCAUUCGAUCAACGCCGAACCUAUGGACGCAUCUGGAUCUUUCUCACGCACACAGAAAGGUUCCGGCCAAAUUCAUCAGCCGUGCUAUCAACGUAGGACGCUCGAGACUCCGUAAGGCUUCGCUCAACCGGCUUUGGGACUUUGACAAGACUCUUGUCGCGCUCGUGAAGCAGUGUCAGCUGGAAGAGCUGGUCCUGCUUCAGUGUGGGCUUCAAGGAACCAAUCUAGUUAGAAGCAUUCAUUCAGCCAAGCAUCUGAAGUCAUUCAACUUUGGAAGAGACACGCAGAUACCGGACGAGGACCUCGCGGCAAUACUCAAGGCAAUAUCCGAUCGCGUGGAAGCAAUCUCGGUCACUGUGGGCGAUCAGUAUAAGUGCAUACCAGCCAGUGCUCUCACGCAGCGGAGCGUUGUUCGCUUCGACUCAGUCUGCGAGAAAUUGACCUCACUGACGUGUACGUGGGUGAGCACUCGCUGCGCAACGACGCUUCUGGCGACAGCAUCGAUCCUCUACCCCAACAUCAAGUUCUUAGCCAUACAUCAGCGACUGAACGAAACGGUGAGCAGACCGGGCCGGCAGAUUCCGCUUGCCGAGUGCAAGCAGCUGUUGCAGCUAGAUCUCGAGGUUGAUCUGUUCAAUGAGGAUAGGCUGACCUUGCCUCCGAGCUUAGUGAGGUUGAGAUUGGCACCGAUAGGCAGCGGCCAUCGGCCGGAACCUUUCUUAAGUCUUGCUUCGUCGAUAACAGCAUUGCCAUGCUUGCAAGAGUUGUCGAUCGUUGGGUGGGGGCACGCGUGGGUGCACACACUGUGCUACGUGCUUCUCAGACGUCAUGAGAAUGAUCCUCCCAAUACCAGGAACCAAGAAUCCGCAACAGACGACUCUCUACUAGACCUGCCGAGCAAUGCACUCGCUGAACCACAGUCUAAGCUUCGCAGGCUUGCUGUGGAUUAUGGGAUCCACGAACAGAACGGAAAAUCCCUUUGCGCCUUUCUCGACGUUGAGCGACUUCGUGAGCUUGAGCAUCUGGCGUGGACCUCCGCCGCACUGUGCGACGACGACGAAGUAAGCGACAUUGUCAAAAAGCAACCAAAGCUGCGGACUUUGGACCUCACGGGCUCGAGCGUGACUGGCGUUGGUGUCAAGGAGGCCGCGAAGCUGCAGAAUCUGGAAGAGUUGGUACUGGACGACUGUCGCUUCCUUGGGGAGGAUGCUGUUGAGUGGGCACGCGCACAAGGCCUGAGGGUGCGACACAAGAUGAAGAAGGAAAUCAGUGGGGCGAAAAAGGUGAGGUACUAA